Molecule: messenger RNA, 1530 nt
Organism: Myripristis murdjan (pinecone soldierfish)
Lineage: Eukaryota; Metazoa; Chordata; Actinopteri; Holocentriformes; Holocentridae
Gene: taf7
Product: TAF7 RNA polymerase II, TATA box binding protein (TBP)-associated factor
Exons: 12
Coding region: 171-1262 (363 amino acids)
Biological process (GO): RNA polymerase II preinitiation complex assembly; transcription initiation at RNA polymerase II promoter
Cellular component (GO): transcription factor TFIID complex
Molecular function (GO): RNA polymerase II general transcription initiation factor activity
Source: RefSeq, a predicted model, not a curated record
AUGCAGCAUAAGCCUGCAGACGGUCAGUCCAGGGGAGCUCGGCGGUCCGUGUUUGUUUCGUGUAAACGGUGUCGGUUUUAGAGGAAAUCUCUUUUCAUUCUUGAUUUACCUGUGUUUUAAGGUUUUACACAUUUUAAUGCAAGUGUUACUUGCAGAGUAAGAAGACAAAGAUGACGUCUAAAAUCAAAGUUGGAAAGGUCGGCUCGAAGAGUAAAGAGGAUGCUCCGUACGAAUUGGAGAGUCAGUUUGUCCUGAGGCUACCCACGGAAUAUGCCUCGACAGUGAGGAGGAUUGCUCAGUCCAGCAGCAUGAACCUGAAAGAUAGACUCACCAUCGAGUUGCACUCGGAUGGUCGGCAUGGCAUCGUGAGAGUAGACCGCGUCCCAUUGGCCUGUAAGCUGGUAGAUCUGCCAUGUAUCCUUGAGUCUCUGAAAACGGUGGACAAGAAAACUUUUUACAAAACAGCUGAUGUCUGUCAGAUGCUGGUAUGUACACUAGAUGGAGAUCUUUACCCUCCUUUAGAGGAGCCUACGGGAAGCACUGACCCCAAGAGCAAGAAGAAGGACAAAGACAAGGACAAGAAGUUCAUCUGGAACCACGGCAUCACCUGCCCUCUGAAGAACACACGCAAGAGGAGAUUUCGGAAGACUGCGAAAAAGAAGUACAUUGAAUCUCCUGAUGUGGAAAAGGAGGUGAAGAGAUUGCUGAGCACAGACGCCGAGGCUGUCAGUGUUCGGUGGGAGGUAAUAGCAGAGGAUGAAACCAAGGAGGCAGACCAGCAUGGCUCCCUGGCCAACCUGGACUCCUCACCUGGUACCUCAGGACACAAGAUGGGCCACGGGUCCUCAGCCCAACGAGAUGAGCUGAGGGAGAUCUUCAAUGACAUCAGCAGCAGCAGCGAGGAUGAGGAAGACGAAGGGGACCGCCACGAAGACGAGGACCUGAAUAUUAUGGACACAGAGGAUGAUCUGGUCAGACAGCUCCAAGACAAACUCAACGAAUCGGACUCUACACACCAUGAAACUGACAGAAACAGCCAGAUAGUAAUGGAGUAUCAGGUGCAGAUCAACAGUGUCAAGGCAAAGCUUCAGGAAACCCGCGCCCGAAAGAAACAGCAGGAGGAACUCAUCAUGAAAGUAGAAAAUCAGGCCCUGAAGAACCGCUUCCAAGCUUUGUUGAACGAGAUUAUUCAGCAGGAGGAGCGGGAGAUGGAGCAGCUGGCCUCGCUUCAGGAGCAGCUGGACUCACUGAUUGAGAAGUGACCACCAGGGGGCAGCCUCACGUCGUCUUCGUCCACAGGCUCAAAGGAAGAGCAGAAACUUCUGCACCACCACCACCACCACCACCGGGGGAGGAGGGAGUCCUGAUUAGCUGACAUGCUGUGUCAUUCCUAGCACUGUUUGUCAAACAGUACACGAAGAGUUUAUUACUUUCUGUAUUAAAGUUAAUAUUUUCUUUUUGAGUUGACAGAAUUCACUUUAUGUUGUCAGUGACUGUAUGAUUAAACCUUUUUCUUGGCUUGAAUGCAAA